AUGUUUGCACGCUCCACCCUCUUUGCCUGGGCGCUGACCCUUCUCUAUGCGCAUGUCGCCUUUGCGCAGUUUGGCUUCUUCGACCAAAUGUUUGGCGGCGGCGGCGGCCAGCAGCACAACGACCCGCAGAACGUGCCGAGCGACUCGGCGUGGUACCGGGGCAACGUCGAGAAGAUGCACUGCGACAAAUAUCUGUGUCCAGACACCCUGGCGUGUGUCCACUUUGCCCACCACUGCCCGUGCCCGUUCCCGAGCAUCGAGGACAAGUUUGAGCUGGCCGAGGGCAACCGGCUGUGUGUGUCGCGCGGUGGAUUCAAGGAGGGCGAGGCGGCGCGCAAGAUUGAGCUGGCACGAAAAGGUAUGCUGUAA
Sporothrix brasiliensis 5110 is the source of this 369-nucleotide messenger RNA. RefSeq lists its product as uncharacterized. The record is from RefSeq and is a predicted model, not a curated record. Bases 1 to 369 code for a protein of 122 amino acids. Lineage: Eukaryota; Fungi; Ascomycota; Sordariomycetes; Ophiostomatales; Ophiostomataceae. The transcript has 2 exons.